This is a messenger RNA of Gasterosteus aculeatus aculeatus (three-spined stickleback), 4821 nucleotides long. The record is from RefSeq and is a predicted model, not a curated record. NCBI's taxonomy places the organism in Eukaryota, Metazoa, Chordata, Actinopteri, Perciformes, Gasterosteidae.
UAACGUCGUUAUAAUUUAUUCAGCCCAUCCUCAGCAAAACAGUGGUUAGUAAUAAUUUCCGAGGAGGCCCCGAAUGCAUCCACGGUACAUGCAGUAGAUGGCUUUAAACACAGAGCGACGCUGUUGGAGAAACGCGGCCCCUCUCACCUGUCCUCCGCAUCCACCUGGCCUGAAGGAAACAACCACAACAAACCUUACAUUAUGCAAGUCAAGCUGGCUUCACGAGAAUGACUGGCUCCAGUUAAGUGAAGACCCGUCUACUCACUCACCAGAGGAGUUCUCGGUCAACAAGUGUCCCGCUAAGUGCCACUUAGGUGGGGCUUUUCUCAGAGCGCAGCAGACCCCAGCGAGGCUUGUGUCCUUAUCGUCAAAGAGCUCGUGUAAAGCUUUCCUCCUGGAUUACUUGUGGAGAUUAGUGAUGGGGAAUGUGGCCGCGGGGGGCUUGGAGCAGGAGCCGUCUGAGGGCCGAGAGGCCAGAGACUCGGUCGGAGGAGCUCCGGGAACGAGUGACCCCACUCCGACCCUGCAGAAGAAGAAGCAGCCGGCUCCCCCCAAACUACCCAUGCCUCCGGAGGACGAGCUGGAGGAGCGCUUCAACGUGGUGCUGAGCUACAUGAACCUUCCUCCAGACAAACUGAAGCUGUUGAGUCAGUACGACAACGAAAAGAAGUGGGAACUAGUGUGUGACCAGGAGCGUUUCCAGGUGAAGAGCCCCCCCUCCAUCUACCUGGCCAAGAUCAAGAGCUGCUACCAGGAUCAAGGAGGGGUGUCCCGCAGGCUGAAGAAAAGGAUCCAAGAGGCCACUCAGGUCCUCCGGGAUCUGGAGAUAUCGCUUCGCACAAACCACAUCGGGUGGGCUCAAGAGUUUCUCAACGAGCAGAACAAAGGCCUGGACAUCCUGCUGGAGUACCUGUCCCACGCUCAGAGCGACGUCUCGUUCGAUGCGGACGGCGUUGAGAACGGCGGCUCCCUGCCGGAGAGAGGGAAACUGGCCGACAGGUCGAUGGAGGACUUGACCAAAAGCUCCGGAGGCUCCCCGUCACACGGGAUGAGCAGAGCCGCUCGAGCUCUGACCAUAAGAAUAAGCUCCACUCUGACCAACAAGAUGCACAAGAAGUCCCAUUCGUACAACCAGAGGGACGACGUGCACGUGUGCAUCAUGUGCCUGCGAGCCAUCAUGAACUACCAGUCCGGCUUCAACCUGGUGAUGACCCACCCGCGCUGUGUGAACGAGAUCACCCUCAGCCUCAACAGCAGGAAUCCCAGGACCAAAGCCCUCGUGCUGGAGCUGCUGGCCGCCGUGUGUCUGGUGAGAGGCGGACACGACAUCAUUCUGUCUGCGUUCGACAACUUCAAAGAGGUCAGCAGAGAGAGGAACCGCUUCGAGAAGUUGAUGGAGUACUUCAUCAACGACGACAGCAACAUCGACUUCAUGGUGGCUUGCAUGCAGUUCAUAAACAUCGUGGUGCAUUCAGUGGAGAACAUGAACUUCCGCGUUCAUCUGCAGUUCGAGUUCACUAACCACGGGCUGGACAAGUACCUCGGGCGUCUGAAGCAAACGGAGAGCGAGAAGCUGCAGGUGCAGAUCCAGGCCUACCUGGACAACGUGCUGGACGUGGGAGCCCUGCUGGAGGACGCUGAGAACAGAGGAGGGGUGAUGGAGCACGUGGACGAGCUGCAGGAGCACAACGUGCAGCUGAGCGCUCGGCUUCAGGAGAUUGAGAGUCAGACUGCGGAGAGGAUGUCCGAGCUCGAGACUCAGCUCAUGCAGGCCACCAAGGAGACGGAGCUGCUCAAAGAGAGCCUGCGGGACUCCUGCUCCCAGGUCGGCGCUUUGCAGCAGAGGGAGCGGGAGCGGGAGCUGGACCGGGAGCGGGAGAAGGACAGGGAGCGCCUGAGCACCUCCGCCCCUGCGACCUCCUCGGAGCUGGAGCAGAAGGUCAAGGAGCUGCAGGACAAGGGCCUGAUCCGCCUGGGCCGCAGCCCCUCCGGAGGUCUGGACAUCCAGGUGGUGCCCGUCACGGUGGUGGAGUACGUCCAGGCCACGGCCCCCGAUGCGGCCCCCCCUGCUUCUGCCCCUCCACCAGCUCUUGCCGGUGGCCCAGAGGGGGUGGCCUCUCCUCCUCCACCUCCACCACCGCCUCCUCCCCUAGGAGGUUGCGGCGGCGUGCCCCCACCUCCUCCUCCUCCUCCUCCUCUGCCUCAUCUUGGAGGUCCACCACCCGCGCCUCCCAUGCCUGGCUCUGGACCCCCACCAGCUCCGCCCCCGCCUGGUUCUGGACCCCCACCACCACCCCCUCCACCUGGUGGUGGUCCGCCUCCCCCGCCUGGAGCAGCAAACCCUCAAUCAGCGGUGAAGACCAAGAAGCCCAUUCAGACCAAGUUCAGGAUGCCGCUGUUGAACUGGCAGGCCUUGAAGCCCAACCAAGUGACAGGAACCGUUUUCAACGACCUCGAUGACGAGAAGGUCUUAGAUGAGUUGAACAUGGACAUGUUUGCGGAACACUUUAAGACCAGGGCCCAGGGAAACACAACAGACGUGUCUAACAUCAAGAAGAAGGUGGUCCAGAAGGCCCCCAGCAAGUUGUCCUUGAUCGAAGCCAACAAGGCGAAGAAUCUGUCCAUCAGUCUACGCAAGGGGGGAAUGAACCCGUCCGCCAUCUGCACCGCCAUAGAGACGUACGACCAGAAGUCUCUGUCCAUCGACCUCCUGGAAAUACUCGUGCCCUUCAUUCCGUCAGACUAUGAGAUGAAGCUGCUGGUAAACUAUGAGAAAGAUGGCCGCCCGCUGGAGGAGCUGACCGACGAGGAUCAGUUCGUCUUACGCUUUGGGAAGAUUCCCCGUCUGAAGCAGCGGAUAAACACUUUCACCUUCAUGGGCAACUUCCCGGACACGGUGAAACGCCUGCAGCCGCAACUGAACUCCAUCAUCGCGGCGUCCAUGUCCAUCAAGUCUUCAACCAAACUGAAAAAGAUCCUAGAGAUCGUCCUCGCCUUCGGGAACUACAUGAACAGCAGCAAGAGGGGAGCAGCGUACGGCUUCCGGCUGCAGAGUCUCGACCUUCUGUUGGAGACAAAGUCCACGGACCGCUCGCAGACGCUUCUUCACUUCAUCACCAGCAUCGUCCAGGAGAAAUACCCCGACCUGGCCAACUUCCACACGGAGAUCCACUUCGUUGACAAGGCCGCGCUCGUGUCGCUGGACGGCAUCCUGCAGGACAUCCGCUCGUUAGAGCGGGGAAUGGAAAUGACCCAAAAGGAGUUUGCGGAGCAGGACGACAGCCCCGUGUUGAGGGAUUUCAUCAAGACCAACAGCGAGCAGCUGGAGACGUUGAUCAAAGACAGCAAGACGGCCCAGGAGGCGUACGGCUCCGCGGUGGAGUAUUUCGGCGAAAACCCCAAAACCACGCAGCCGUCCAUGUUCUUCCCGCCGUUUGGCCGCUUGAUAAAGGCCUAUAAGGCGGCGCAACAACAGAUUGAGCAGAAAAAGAAGAUGGAGAGUGUGAGCAGCGAGGAAAAGGGGCCACCGAGCUCUCCAAGCAAGGCCGUGGGCCAAAAGGGGCCCAUGAUGCCGAAGAUGGACCUGAUAGCGGAACUGAAGAAGAGGCAGGUGAAGCCGCAGGUGCGCGAGGGGAAGGACGGCGCUCUGGAGGACAUCAUCACAGAUCUGAGGAACACGCCGUACCGGCGCACAGAUGGUCGCAGGCCGCCGCCGCCGCGCCAGGACACUUGAGCCACUACUGUUCCAACUGUGUCCGUUAAAAUGUAUAUAUGCGCUGUGCCAAAAAGAUGUACGGCGGUGUGUACGUUUCUGUACGAGUCUUUGCCGUGUAAAUAGAACUUGAAGUUGGAACAAUUUUAUAUUUUUUAAAUGCUAAAACCAUUCGGAUUACGAGUCCUCACCAUGUGUCCCUGUGACGCCUUUUGGACGCUUUCAAUCUGCAGAGUUGUAUCAUGUUGAGGGAUUAAAACCAAAAUCCCUUUCCAUGUACCUGUGUGUGUUUGUACGAGAGUUUUGAUCAACAUUCAUUUUGCCUCAAACGCUCAUUCCCUGAACACACAAAGGGGUCGUGACGAAUCAAGAUCAGACGCCACCACUGUACAAGAGAGCUGCACUUUAUUGGACACACAAUCACAGCAAGUUAUGUACAAAAGAAGGCAGGCUGAACUGCCGACUGUCUUCUCACGGGAAAAACACACAUUUCUCACAGAAUAUCAUCCACACUGAUAAAUUAGUAUCUCCAGUAUCAGUAGGCUUUUUAAAUUUAUAUAUCAUUAUGUUAUAGAUCUAUUUUCUGUAUUGUUUUUGUUCUUAUGUCACACUACUCUACACACGGGAGAAUCGCUCGGCUGGAGUCGUCUCUGCAGCACUAAAGGACCCUUCACGUCACACAACGCCGCAGUGGGACUGAACAUGCGUGUGGAUCCGCGCAGGACCACCCAAGUAACACCUCGUACUGAGCGGGACACACAGAACCGCUUCGCUCUUCGCUCAUUUUUUUUUGUGGAGAAAACAUGUAGACUUUUAUUUUUUUUUCUUCUUCUUCUUCUUCUUCUCGACUGCACCGUGCGAUUGCUUGAGACUAUACAUGCAAUGUUGGUAAAUACCUUUGAACCCAUCGUCGUAGUGAAUUAAUAAAACAUCUUUUUUUGGACAUAACAAUUGGUCGAACUCGCUAGGAAUGACUCGGCCUAUUUACAAGUCAAUUUUGUUUUUCUACUUUUUGAUGCCAAGAAUUUUUGAACAUCCACACAUUCAUGUAAAAAUCUCAUAUACAUACGAUAGAAUGCAGGUUGGUCCUUUAGAAAUAAAAUGGGGAA